AUACACUGGCAGCUAAAAGGCUAGGAUAUCGCUGGGCCCCGAGGUAUGAUCAGAAAUGGCUUUGUCCAGCCGGUGGAUGACUACGGCGAUAAGGAGUCCUAACCCCCAUAGGGGAGUAAGGUAUGAGCACCAGCUACAUACGUUUCGUGGUCAUUUGGUGUCAAGAUGGAGAGAUAACGGUAUUCACGAAGCUGAUGGUUCAUUUUGCCAACCUUCUUCUGGGUUGUCCCGCGUGGAAGUUUGUCAUCAAAUUUAACCACCACACAUGCUGGCAAACAUUACUGAGCAGAUUACUUCGAUGGCUCGAAGUACAACUCUGGAUGCAGCAGCUCAAGUGUAUGUACCGUCCAGACUAUUGUUUGCUUGGCCCCUCAAACCGCCUGCGGUAGGGCAUCAUAGGUACAGCCGCUGUGCGGCCCCUGCCAGUUCAAUACCAAUAAACCAAAUGAUAUAGGGGAUAUACAGUGCAAUGUAACAACAUC
Messenger RNA from Aspergillus uvarum CBS 121591, 482 nucleotides. RefSeq lists its product as uncharacterized. The record is from RefSeq and is a predicted model, not a curated record. Lineage: Eukaryota; Fungi; Ascomycota; Eurotiomycetes; Eurotiales; Aspergillaceae. The transcript has a single exon. Bases 123 to 389 code for a protein of 88 amino acids.